CAUUUUGAGGGAUGCCUGAAACUGCGCAGGGCAAAAGCGACCCUCUAACCGGGGUGGACAGCUACACUCCUGGGUAAUUAGAUUUCGGCGUCACAAAAGACAAAACAUUUCACUUCAUUUCGUUUUAAUCCAAACCCGUUAGCCCAGAACCGAGGAUAUUAACCGACGUUCAUCUGUCGGUGUGUGAUUUCAAGAACGCGACUUAACCCACAGGAGCAAGAAAUCACUCCAAAAAACGAUCAGAAGUUCACCGAAGUUUCUCAGUGUUCAUCAUGGAGGAGAAGAAGGAGGAGAGCGAAGCGGAGAUCCACGAACACGGACCCGAACAUUGGUUCUCCAAAUGGGAGCGUCAAUGCCUCGCAGAGGCCGAAAGGGAAGAACCGAACGAGGAGGAGGUGGACCAGAACCAGGAGAAACUGUGGCAUCUCUUCCAGAAUUCCGCUACGGCGGUGGCGCAACUUUAUAAAGAUCGAGUCUGUCAUCAGCAAGGACCGUCAUUGUGGUCUCCAUUUCAGAACGCUGCAACAGCAGUGACUAAUCUUUACAAAGAGAGUGUUGAUGCACACAAGAGGAGCUUUGACUUAGGAAUCCAGAUCGGCCAUCAGCGACGUAAUAAAGAUGUUUUGGCCUGGGUAAAAAAACGAAGGAGAACUAUACGAAGAGAGGAUUUGAUAAGUUUCCUAUGUGGUAAAGCACCACCACCAAGGACUUCUAGAGCUGCCCCCAAACUGACUGUCAUGUCUCCUAACCGACCACCUUCGUCGGACACAGUAUCAUCUGUAGAGACUGAUUUACAGCCCUUCUGUGAGGCCAUAGCACUACAUGGUCUAAGUGGAGCGAUGGCCAGCAUCAGCGUCCGCUCAAACACUCCCGGCUCUCCGACUCACGUCAGCGGCAGCUCAAACGCAGGACGCAGAAGGAACGGACUGCACGAUGUGGACUUAAACACUUUCAUAUCGGAGGAGAUGGCCCUCCACCUUGGCAGCGCAGGCACCAGAAAGCGAACCUCGGUCCAGUGCGCCGACGUCAUCACAGACUCCCCAACCCAUAAACGCAACAGAAUGCUCUGAACUCAGUUGUUGUUCUGUAUGCUUUGUGCUGCUUAAAAUAAAAGCCACUCGAUCCUCAACACUUGCGUUCCCUCGUAAGGAAACAAGGGGCGCAAUACACUUGCAUAUUCAGUACAGUAUGCCAUACGGUGGAGGCUAGUUCAUACCGCUCCAUGCAUGUUUAGUUUUUUUUUUUUUUUUUUUUUUUGAGUUGUACGAUGCUGUCAGUAUCCAUUUUAUUGAAAACAUAUUAAGUACUAGAUUACAACAUCUAAAUAGGCUAUUUUUAGUUCACGAUAUCUCCUAGUUGCGCUUCCUAGUAUUGCCAAGCUAAUAACUCAAUGUUUGUUUUCAGAUAAAGGCGUCAGCAUCAGCUCGUUUCCCAUCGGUAUAUUUCAUUUCUCCUUUGCACUCAUUGAAUGGCAGUUCUGUUGUGAUCAGUUUAGAAAUGUACAACGUUAGUAGUCAUACUUGAAACUGCUGCUGAUCUAUAUGUUUGUGUGAUCUUGAGAAGGUUGCAAUAAUGAAUUUGCACUAAUGCAUUCAGUUUUGUUUUUUAAUGAACCAUAUAGACAUCAAAAGAAAGGCAAGGGAAGUAAGGUGCAUGAUACAAUGGUGCAAUUGUUGACAUUUUACAUUUCAAGGCUGUUGUGAUUUGCUUUAGGGGUUAGGUGAGUUUUUGUGCUGUAAGAAUGAUGUUCAGCAGAGCUUUCUCUCAGGAGAGGUACUGAAGUAGAGAAAAACUGUGUCGUCUUGAAAUUGAAGUGUCCUUUAAGUGCUUUUCAAAUCCAGGUCAGAGGAUUUGGAGAGCUGCACAUGUACAGUCCAGCUUUGUGCUGAUGUAUAGAAGUCAAGCUGGACUCUGACCCCCUUAAAAGUAGAAAUAUAUGUUAAUAUGAGCUUCUGGGUAAUGAAAGUGUGUGAUACACUACUAUGCCACUCUUGAUUUAACAUGACGUUUUCUUUUUGCCCUCGUCAUUAUUUCUUGAUAUACUUAGGUCGUAAAUACUAUUGAUUGAUAUGAUCCUCAUGUCAGCUAACUCUGGUGGUGGGGAAUCAUGAUGUGGAGUGUAUUUGGUUUUUUUGUCAAAUCCCAAUCAGACUGCUUUCUGCAGACAUAUUUAAUUACAAAUGUUUCAGAGCCAGUUUGAUUUCUGUUCCUGUAAUAAGAACAUUGGCUUUUUAGUUACUGAUUUCAAGACUAAUUCCAUAAAUUCAUAAAUGAACAUGGAUCUAAUAUUGAUUGCUCUGAAAAGGAAGUGCUUAUCAUUAAUUGAAUUGACAUGUAAUGCAUUUUGUUAAUUUAAAGGUCAGGACGUGAAGCUAACAUUUUGUAAAUGUCAAGUUGGAGAGAAAAAUGUCUAGAUUAUCCAGAACAUCAUAAUGAAACCACAGUUGCCAUUUUUGAAAAAACUUGUAUAAGUUAUAGGCUAAGUUAUUAAAGUUACAUUUGUAUAUUCA
Molecule: messenger RNA, 2510 nt
Organism: Labeo rohita (rohu)
Lineage: Eukaryota; Metazoa; Chordata; Actinopteri; Cypriniformes; Cyprinidae
Gene: hapstr1a
Product: HUWE1 associated protein modifying stress responses a
Exons: 4
Coding region: 273-1070 (265 amino acids)
Source: RefSeq, a predicted model, not a curated record